CUCCCGACCAGUAGGCGUAUGGAUAGGUAUCCUGGAUAUUUCGUUUUUUGCACAGACGCAGCGGCUCAUACUUUGCAGGAGCGUGGGCUGCGUGGCUCGGUCGCGACCGUUGCUAGCACUCUACUUGAUCUACUUAGGGAGUCAGCCUCCCACAGCGCGCUUUGCUCCAAAACGUGAGUGCGCUUGUCUUUCUGUUCAAUAAGACCGGCCUCCAGGGGUAUUGCGGUUUCUCCGUCUCUCACUUGGGAUAUCCAUUCUUUUGCUUCAUCUCGAUUGGUUUUUUCUUGUUUUUUCUCUUUUUCGACUUCCAGACGCCUUUGCGACUAUUUGGAUCAUAAUGUCGGUCCAGGGUGUCGUGAGUAAGCUCAAGCAAAGCCUGUGGCAAGGCAGUGGGCCAACCUAUGAACGUGUUGACCACCUUGAGGAUGGAUUCGAGAAGGAACACAUUGGCAGCAAGCGACCUUGGCGACUUGCCAGACCAGUGAUUGUGACUCUGGGAUUCCUUUUGGCGAUCUUUCUGUUUCUGAGCUCGCGCGGCCAUGACUCUCCUAAACCUGCAGCUUCCUUAAAGGAGACAUUGCCACCAGCUUAUCUCCGAAUGGUAUAUCCCGCCAAACAAGCUGAUGCCAACUUCUGCAAAUCUAUUCUUAGCAGCGCAAUCCUGCAUUAUCCAGAGCCAAUGUUGAUCGGAUUCGACGGCAAGAAACAACAGGACGAGAAUACCGACUCCACUUUAGACUUGGCCCAACGCAUUUCGCGCAAGACGAGUAUCCUUGGUAUUGACAAGCAUCUAAGGAAUAUCUCAGCAACGCGUGACGAGGACCUUGUUGUUAUCGCCGAUGGACUAAACACGUGGUUCCAAUUGCGCCCUCAAACACUUCUUGACCGGUACUUUGAGUCGAACAGGAAUGCGGAUGGCCGUAUCAGAAGGGAACUCGGACUGAACGCCGAUGUUCUAAACAUUCGCCAAACCAUCAUCUUCGGUGCUCAGAGGGACUGCUCGCCCUGGAAUUCGGAGGAUCCUGCAUGCUCUGCAGUCCCCGAAUCGACACUUCCUACGGAUAUCUAUGGACCCCUGACCGAUGCUGCAGCUGAGGAGAAUCAAGACCCCUUUACGAAGCACCGCCCGCGAUACAUUCAAACUGGAUUUGCCAUGGGCCCCGUGAAGGAGAUGCGCAAGCUUUAUGCCGAGGCCGCAAGACGCAUCAUGGGAGAUUCACAUCUCCAGAGCGAGGGCAAGGUUCUUGGUCAAAUCUUCGCCGAGCAGGAAAUAGCUCGCGAAGCGCACAAGAUGCCCUCUCUCUCGCUCUUCGGACGCUUCUCCUCGUGGCUCGCCAGCUUUGGGGAGAGCACACAAGCUGUUGCAGACAGACAGGCACAGCAACUGAGGGAGGCCGAUCUCUCACGAGAGUUUGGUAUCGGUCUUGACUACGCCAGUGGUCUUGCCUUCGCGGUCGCACAUGCGGAUGGUGAUAUGGAGUUUGUCAAGUUUGGCGAUGAGGCAUCUGUGCACUCAGCCAACGCUAAGCAUGGCAUCAGCGAUAGUCGACUCGGCCAAAUUGGCCCUGAUGUUGGCGCAGCGUUACCUCCAUUCUGGACUUACAGCCACGAGACCCUCCCUUCUCGCCAUACUCAAUGGACCAACGUCUCCCUCCUCACAAACGCCUACACUGGCGUUACCCCGGCCCUCAUCCAGCACGACAUGGGCAACUACCGCACUGAAUCGCUGCGCGAAAGCUGGUGGUCCAGUGUCUGGUACCAAAAGUACGCCCGCAAGAUGUUUGACGUGCAUGUCCAAUCUCCCAUCGGCGCGGUCGCCGUGUCUGGAUACGAUGCUGCCUCGCGCCGACAAUGGUGGGGCAUGGAAGACUGGAAGGGCGGUGCCAGAAAUGAGACUAAGUUCUGGUGGAGAUACGAGGAUGUCUGUGGAGGAACCGAGACGGAAGUCUUCAGAGACAGCAAGGGUCCGUGGUACCUACCAUCUAACCACUAGAUUCAUAUGUAACCAUCUAUUUGCUUUUGUGAUAUACCAUUUAUUGCCAAAAUUUCCUUCCCAACUC
Aureobasidium subglaciale EXF-2481 is the source of this 2060-nucleotide messenger RNA. RefSeq lists its product as uncharacterized. NCBI's taxonomy places the organism in Eukaryota, Fungi, Ascomycota, Dothideomycetes, Dothideales, Saccotheciaceae. The transcript is spliced from 2 exons. The coding region runs from base 338 to 1993 and encodes 551 amino acids. The record is from RefSeq and is a predicted model, not a curated record.